GUGCGUUAUGUGACUUUUCCUUCAAUACCUAAUGAUUAUGAGACUCGACUCAUUUAUUUUUACGAACGAAUUUAAAUAUCGAAAAUUGCACAAAUUCGAAUGUAGUUUAAAAAAUUCUAUUCCCAUCUCGUGGACUCUAUUCAAAGUUUGAAGCCUGCGAAAGUGACGCGAAGAGGAAAUGAAAACCAGCGAUCAGUCGACGUUGAACAACCGUACGUGAAACAUGUCAGUCGUUAUCAGCACCGAACGAGCGCGGACGGUUUGUAACAAAUCACACGGAUGUUUUUAUACUCUCGUGUCCACCCAGUCUUCGUUAGGACUUUAUCCUUACGAUUCAUAAAAAAAUGUUGAUCUCACGAGUGAUCGCGGAUGCUUAGAGACAAGUGCGCGCAAGAAAUUAAAUUAUUCUUUUCGUUUCGAGUAUCUUCGUAUUCUUACCUAUUUAUUUGGAUCGGAAACGGUUUUACAUCUUUAUUACAUCUCGCGCUUCGAAUUGAAAGUUACGAUGAACGUUUAAAUUAAAUGUAAACUCAGUCGCGUACUUCUAUUAAAAGAAAAUGCGUUUUCGAUCGACUAUUCUCAAGUGGCGCUGACUUUUAUUUAAAUGACAAGCGUCGUACUUGAGAAAAACAGACGUCUCUUAAACGGUGCAAGUCUUUGUACAUCUUUUCCUAUCGACGUCGAGUAUCAGAUGUAUAAUUUAAAAAAUCAUGUACAUGGUAUCAUCGAGUAAUGAUCGUGAAAACGUUGUACGAAAAUAAAUGCCCGAGGAGUGUGAGGAAGUUUUCUGUUAUAAGUCGGCGAGGAAGAGAAGAUACUGGACGAGUUAUUUAUGCGAUCUAUUUUCACACGAGUUGUGUUACCUUAGUGGCCUAAAAAUAUCAGUGAAAUUUGAUUAGGCACAGCUUGAUGCUUUAGUUUUACCUAUUCGAACAUACACGAGAUUGUUAAAGAAACGAAAAUGAAAAAUACCAUUCGCCUUAUACAUUACUGUAGAUAAAACUGAUAAUCUUUUAAAACGCUUGAACAAACGGCGGUUUUAAAUUAUUUUGUGACAUCUCGUGAUGGACAAUCGAACGUUUGGUUCGUAUGUAAAAAAUAUCGAAGAGGACACACGGAAAGUAGUUUUAUCGUCGAAUAAAGACAAUGGAGUUGAUCGUUCCCUCAGAAAAAAUUGUACACCGAUUAAAAUUAAGGAAGAAGAGGUCGGCGAUGAAAUUCAGGAAUACGCAGCGACUACGAUCAGUGAAUUGUUAGGAUGGUAUGGAUACGAUAAGGUGGACAGUGGUUGUACGAGAAGUUUAAAUUUGGAUCAUUUCACAUCCACGUCCGAUAAAAGACAUAGUCAGAUAUUUCAAAUGGAAAAAAAUGUUAUACCCAGCAAGCUGACAUUAAAGUCACCGUCAUUGAACGCAUCUAAUUUAGGUUUCGAAGUUUCUAAUGACAAUUUAAUUCCUAUGAAUAAACAAUUUCGAUCAUCUUCCUUGCCAGUGAAACCGGUAUCUUUCGGUUCUACAUCGAAUUGUAAAUAUUCGUAUGAAACCUUUCCAAGCCGUUCUUAUUCAGAUAAUAUGCCUUGUUCUUGGUGUGGUAGAACUACCAAACCAGGAAAAGGCAGCUCUGCUCCUUAUGUGGUAAAUACAUUGGGACACUUUUGCAGCGAGACAUGUUUCGCAGCUGGUAGGAGAGCAAUUUUUAAGCGUGCAAAAACAUGUGACUGGUGCAGGCAUAUGCAAAAUCCGGUUAGCUAUGCCGAUCUUCAGGAUGGCGAGAGUCAACUUAAAUUCUGUAGCGAGAAAUGUUUGAAUCAAUACAAAAUGAAUAUUUUCUGCCACGAAACGCAAACUCAGUUGAUGCUCCAGGGCUUGAACAAUACCUCUUUUCAUGAUGCAGAAAAAGAGAGCUUAAUAACGCCAGAACUUUGGUUUCGCACUUGUCAAUCACCGUUGGACAAUUCCACAGAGGACACAGUCGAUUUGACCACGUCUAUUUACGAUAGUAAAACGACAAGAAAAGAGCGAAACGAUGCAGAGAAAUUGAUAGAAUCUGAUCAAAAGACGUCCAGAAAAAAGGAUUCGAUGUGUACAAAGAGAAAUGUAAGAGCUAACAAUUGUAAUGAAAGAAGGAAGAAUUUUUAUACAGAACUGAAUAAGCAUAACGAAGAAGUUUCGACAAAUGAAAAGGAUGAGUUGUGUCACUUAGCAAGUGACAGAACUCGUUCGAAAAUAGAUUCUGAAAGAAGCGACUCGCACUAUAAGGAUUUUAAAGAGUGUAACAUGUUGAACUGUAAUUUAAACAAUCGCUGCGGCAAUAUAUUUUUAGAAAAGAGCAUACAUGUAAAAGACAUAAAAAAUUUACAAGAGAAGAGAGAUCUUAAUGUACCAGAAAAUGCAUUACAAUCAUCACCUUGGAUCAUUGAUUCAACUAAAUCUAUGAUACACCGUGGAAUCUCUGAUGUACCUAGGUCCUGUACAAAUGAAUUUAGUCAAACGAAAUACCAAAAUCAUGCUGCUGCAUCUCCAAAAUUUUUAUCGUCUAAGGAGUCCAAUUCAACCGAAUCCUCUGAUUCAUUGCGUACGGCACUCUUGCCCCCUGUUACAAUCCUUGUACCAUAUCCUAUACCUAUACCUGUACCGAUCCCUAUUCCUAUUCCAAUCCCGAUACCGAAAGCAAUCUUUAACAAAUUAAUCCCAGAGAAAGAAGAACCUGUAGUCGUCGAAGACAUAAACUGUAAAAGUGUGGAGUGUAAAGACUCUAUAAAAAACACUUCCUUCUUGUUUGAUAAAUCACAAACGGAUGCGAGAGAUGUAUCAGAUACUGAUCUACAGCGAGCAGCAUUGGAUAAAGUAUGUUGUUCAUCUUCAACGUCCAAAGCCAACGAUAAAAACAGUUUGCAGCAGUUGAAACAAAAUGCAAAACCAUUAAGAAAAAGAAAACGCUCAAUUAAAAUCACGAACUAUGACCAUGAAAAGACUCAGUUAAAAAAACGGAAUAGGUUUAUAGCAGCUUAAAAGACAAUUUAUAGAUAAGAGAUAUUUUUUAAUAAAACGUACGUGCUGUCAAAGAAUUUUCUUAUUUGUAACUAAUAAUUUUAGAACGAUAGCGACUUGAAAAUUGUUUUUCUGUGUGUUUAAUACGUGAGUAGAUGGAUAUUUUAUUGACAUUUUUUAUUUCCGAUGUCCUGCCGCUUUUAUAUUUUUUGUAGAUAAUUUAUAACUAUACAAAUAUACUUUUGUAAUGUACAUAUGGAAAAAACAAGAUUAUACAAUUGAUAAUUGUACAAUAAAAAGAAUAAGUAUAACAAACACCUGUUUCCUACAGAGCGAUUAGAGCUAGCGAAAGACGUUUCAAACGAAAGUUGUUGUAGCCCCAGUUGCCAGAUACAAGAAAGGUCCUUUGCAAUUUUCUUCUAACACUUCAAUUUUAUUUUACAAUGUUAUCAA
Ceratina calcarata is the source of this 3443-nucleotide messenger RNA. It is a transcript of the gene Sobp, whose product is annotated as Sine oculis-binding protein. Gene Ontology annotation, cellular component: nucleus. Lineage: Eukaryota; Metazoa; Arthropoda; Insecta; Hymenoptera; Apidae. Bases 1065 to 3011 code for a protein of 648 amino acids. Gene Ontology annotation, biological process: animal organ development. The record is from RefSeq and is a predicted model, not a curated record. The transcript is spliced from 5 exons.